Molecule: messenger RNA, 654 nt
Organism: Wyeomyia smithii (pitcher-plant mosquito)
Lineage: Eukaryota; Metazoa; Arthropoda; Insecta; Diptera; Culicidae
Exons: 2
Coding region: 1-654 (217 amino acids)
Source: RefSeq, a predicted model, not a curated record
AUGAUCUUUCCUCUAGGACGUCAAGAUGAACAGCAUAACGAAGUCCAGUUCCAGCGUCGGUGUCAGAAGCGAGGGGCCGAGAUUAUCGCCUUCGCAAAAUGCAGCUACAAGAGUGGAUACAUGGUUCUUCACUGCAAGUACCAAGAAACUGCCUUGUGGCUGAAGGAUGUGACUCGGUCACUCGUGCCUUGGGAGAAUGCUGAACUGGUUGCCUUGGACGUGGAAGACAUUCCUCGUCCGGAAAUCUUCCAUGCAUUCUUCCCCUUAGGCGCGGCUUUUAACGACGAAAGGAUAAGAGGCCUCAUUGAGAGCCAAAAUAGUGAUAUAACCACGAAAAACUGGCAAAUAAUAAACCGCACAAACGCAAACAGACAUGCCGAACGGACGCUCUACAUGGAUGAAGAUUCGCUGCAGAUUCUAGCUAAGCGUCAAUUCAUGUUAAACUUCCGCUUUGGCGAAACGCAGAUUCGUAAAAUGAAACAACGACCACGUCAGAACUCUAAGCCGAAGGUAAAGAAGCCUGAACGUACCGAUCCCACUAGUCUACUGCCCAACGAUUCGAUAGCAGGACCUAGCGGUGCCAAACUGUUGGCUCCAAGACCAGCUCCUCGGGACAGAAUCGAUGUCGACAGGAAAAACAGUGGAAAACGAUAA